AUGUCCGCAGAUCUCUUUGCUGCCUUCGAGGACGCCUCGGAGGCUCCCUCCAAAGGGCAUCAGCCGAAGACCUCCGUUCAGGCUUCCUCAUUUGCAUCGGAUCCUUUUUCCUUCGGGGUCGGCAGUGUAACGAGUACUACCAAUAGUACGAGACAGCAUAUAAGCUCCGCAUCUCAGCCAUGGAACAACGGAUCAGCCCGGUGGAGUAGCCAGCUGCAGAAUACUCAACAGCCCUUAGGUAUAAAUACAUGGGUAGACACCCCAUUACAACCUAGUCAGUCAAACCUCAAAGAACAAGACGAUGAUGACGAUGGCUGGGGUGAGUUUGAGGUCGCAGAAAGUGCGAAUCAGCCACCUAUCCCCCCAGCGGCAUCGACUUCUCUGUCGAUUCCAACAACUAAGGAGCCGCGGAAUCCGACAUCACAACGGACAAGAGUUGUACGGGCAUCGACGAUAGAUCUUAUGACGAAUAAUCUACUCGACCUUAAUAAUUUAGCUAUAUCAAAGGGUAAAACAGGCGGAUCAUCACCAGCGCAAACUGCAUCUAAGCAAGUUAAGACAAUAUCCAAUACGACGGCUUCUUCGGGAACUUCAAAGAAAGCCUCCAAUUCAAAUUCAAGUGUCUUAUUCGAUGCCGAUGACUUCGGUGGAGAGCAGAACGAAGGGGGAGACGACGAGGAUUUCGGAGAAUUCGAAACUGUUGUCUCUCCUGUGCAAGCAGCGCCGGACCUCUUAUCAAUUGAUUCAUAUUCGCCUCCAAAGACUACCAAGCCACAUGCCGCUCAAAUGCUUUCACCUUUGAAUUUGACCGGGUCCGUUUCUUAUCCACAAGCGCCACGAUCCCCGUCAUUCCAAGAGAGAAAUCCCUUUCCCGGGCUUGCUGUUGCUACGCCGAUAGUAGAAAAGUCACACACGAAUGAUCCGAAAACGUCGCCAGCGACUGCAUGGCCGACCCUUGACGCCCAGAAAUCUGCGGGGAGCGAUGGGCUAGGCGAUGAUUGGGGCGCAUUUGAGGACUUUCCUGAUGAGCAAACAAAGUCCAACACUAAGACCAAUUCAGAUUGGGAUUGGAACUCAAUAGAGCCGGCUCAGCUUAAACCAACCACUACUCGGGUACCACCGAUAGUGUCCAAGCCCCAGAGCUCGUCUUGGGAUUGGAACCCCGUCGAUACCAAUGUUGACAAGCAGACUACUGAGCCGAGCGAAGACUUACCGCCAACUAAUGUGCCUCCUCCAUCAGUAUUAUUGUCAGUAUUCCCGGAAUUAUUCACUCAAGCAAACACGUUACUGUAUAAACCUGUUAGCGGACAACCUUUUUCUGUAAAAAAUCGCAUUCUAUCAGAUCCAAAGACGGUCGAAUUUCUCAAGGGCUAUCUAGCUCUAGCGACGGUUCUGGCGCGUAUUAUCGCCGGUCGCAAGCUAAGGUGGCAUAGAGACAAGUUUCUCGCGCAGAGGAUGUCCAUAUCAGCCGCGGGAAGCAAAGGAAUGAAGCUCGCUGGCGUAGAUAAGGCACAAGCGGCACGUGAAGACCGCGAAGUAGCUGACGUCGUAACUAAUUGGAAGGAACAAAUAGGCCGUCUUCGGUCUGCAGUUGCUGCUGCUAAUUCGUCAAUCAAGAACAAGACAGAGCAACUGAAGAUUCCGGAAAUCUCGGAAUCAAUGCAGGUUCAUACAGAGAAGAUGGUACCAACUGCCCCUAAAUCGUGCAUUAUCUGUGGCCUGAAACGCAAUGAAAGAGUACCAAAAGUCGAUUACGAGGUCGAAGAUAGCUUCGGUGAAUGGUGGGUUGACCAUUGGGGGCACCUAGCAUGCAAGAGAUUCUGGUUACAACAUGAGAAUGCCCUACGACAAAGAUGA
Daldinia childiae is the source of this 1857-nucleotide messenger RNA. RefSeq lists its product as uncharacterized. The transcript has a single exon. NCBI's taxonomy places the organism in Eukaryota, Fungi, Ascomycota, Sordariomycetes, Xylariales, Hypoxylaceae. Bases 1 to 1857 code for a protein of 618 amino acids. The record is from RefSeq and is a predicted model, not a curated record.